AUAACAUGGUCAAUUUAUGACACAUUCAACCUAUUUUCUCUUUGCAAUGAUUUGGCAAGGAUUCAAUACUAUUAAUCGCUAGUACUGCGACACUUUACUCUCUGAGUGUCUCCGACAGCUACUAAAGGAACCCUAAUGCAGCCACAGUUUUAAAAAAUUUAACAAAAUGAGUUUGUCCUCGUUACCUUGUCAAUGGAUUUAAGGAUGGCCAAGUUAGGAAUUGUUCUGAUUUUGCUUUUACUGGGACAAGUGGCGAUUAAUGGAGUGAGUGAAAAGGAAGACCAGAAGGAAGCCAUUUUUAAAGAACUGGUUGGGAUAUGGAAAAAAAUUGGAGGCUGGAACCCUCACAAGACACAGCCACCUGUAGAAAGACAGCAAGAUCAACAAAUUCAUUCCAUAGUGAGGAGCAUUAUGGGAAGUCUCAAGUCUCUAGGUUUCUUGCCAAGAAAAUCCACAGGUCUACCAUCUCUAAAUAAGGCCUUUGAUCGAAACAGACUCUCAGGAUUUCUUUAUAACAUCUCCAUGUACUUGCAAGAGAUGAGUGCAGAGUUAGACGAUCAACCGCAACCUUCCAGCGAUGACCAGUUUUGGGCGAACCUGCUCUACACUUUGCUUCAAACUGGAAGGGAAACAUCACUUGGAAUAUGGGAUGACAAAACUCCACCACGACCCAGUUUCAAGCUUCAAGAUCUGUUUCUGUCUCUCAGAGGCAGCCCACACUGGGAUGGGCUCCUAGGGUUAAUUCAAAGCAUUUUGACCCUUACCGAGCAGCAGCCACAAAAACCCAUCUUGACUUUUGUUUCCCAGAACUGGAAGACCAUCAGCGCUUUGCUCGAAACUGUUCUACAAGCUUUGGUUAGCGGGACUUACAGCCAAGCUGUUCUAGGUCUACAGGGUUUCAUCUGUGUCCUGAAAGGACGAAAUGACUGUGCCAUCAAUCUGAGCUGGAUGCAGCAGCUCCUCAGCUUUAUGGAAACCAGAAACUGGAAGCCUGUAGUCAGUCUACACCCUUUAAGUGUGGAAAACAGUCAAAGAGACGCAUCUCUCUCCACGGGACGUUUUAAGCCGUUCCUAGUGCCACCUGAGGUGCUACGUCAAGAGCAACUCUUGCUGAACCAAACAGGCACUGAUUCAGAGAGUCUUGCUUCUAUGCAAGCACUGCUCCUCCAGGCUUUGUCAAGGUCAAAUGCAGGAGAAAGGGCAGUACAGUUUGCAGAGCGUAAUCCUGCCCUCCUGCAGGGUUUGGAUAACCUAAGACAUGGAUUCCUGCACAAUGUUGGCCGCAGGGUGUAUGGUAAUCUGAGACGAAAAGUGUUGCAUAUGACCAAGGCACUGCUGGAUGAUGUGAGCACCAUGGUUGGAGAACCACAGUACAGUCAUCAUGGAAGAUGUUCAGUAGGUGACCUCAGACAACUGAUUUUGUGGGGUAUUAGACAUAACUUGACAUGGAACGCUCAAGCAAUGGGUUUCCGCUCAGAGGGUUUACCCAGCAGGCCAUCUUUCAUGUCCUGCCCUUCUUCAGAAGAGAGAAAAAAGACGUUGAAGCAACAACAACUAUCAUCUGGAAGUUCUAGACAACACCAGCAUCCGCUGAAUGUCUAUGGGCUUGGCGACCUGGACCUUUCACCUUCUGAUGAAAUUCUAGAAGCUGCUUGUAAUGACACUAUACCUGGUCUCACAGGGGUUUCAAAUUUUACAGUCUUUCUGUACUGUACUCUUUUCGAGGGAAACGACGGCUCAAAGGACCCUGAAGUCAGCCAUUUAGGGAUAGACCUCCAUGCAACCUGCUCUGACGCAGCUUGGUACCUCUCUGCCGCAGAGCAGGAUUUUUUAUGGGUUCAUGUUUGUAGCGAAUUCUUUGCUCACGAGUUUAACAAAACAGUGUGUGCCAACUCUACAUUUUGGUUGGAACAUGCUCAUCAGGAAGAAGCUGCUAGGGAUUACCAGUUCAUAAACCUCACAAGCAUCGAUGACAUCUGUCUUCAGCUCUCCACAGAUGUUUCUGGGGUAUCUCAUCCAGAUGCCACGGAGAACUGCUUAGCCCUGCUGAGCAGCAAAACUAUCACUGCUCUGGAUUUCAGAAAAUGUUUUCUGCCCAAUAACACAGCCCUCAUUGCCUCUCUGUGUGGUAACGAGUCAUCGCAAGUACCCCAAGAUGGGACCUGGGCAGCGGAGUACUGCUCUAAGGUCAACCCCAUUCACUCCUACAGUGGGUCCAAAGACAGACUCUGUGACUACUCAAACUGGAAGAUAGAACAUUUUAUUAACUCCACCACCUCUGAGCUUUGCAGAACUACUGAUGGUCUGAAGGAUUUUAUUUGCAAAAAUAACACACUGUACCUCAUGCUGGUCCAACAGCAGCCUUCUUUUUUAGAAUACUGUCUGAACUCUAAUGAGAAACAGGACAGCAAGUGUGUCCUUCAGCAACUGUUUGACAUGCUUCCAGCCCCAUAUGACUUUGACACCUCUCAACUUUGUGUCAACCCCUUGCCGAUUCUACAGGAAGCCAUUCAUCAGCUCACCCUAUGUGAGGGUGUAGUGGAUGAACGCACAGGCUGGUUAGCUACUGUGAGCUAUGUGCUGCAAGUUUUAGACUAUGUGGUGGGACUUUCUGAAGGUUUGGAGGAGGGAGAAAAAGAGGUGCGUCAAGGGCUCAGCCAGGCUAUUCUACUGUCUAGCCUCCAGGACAAUGCUUCCUUCUGGGCAACACUACGGCCAGAUGCAUCCAUGAGUGUUCUUCACACUGUUGGCAUCUUCCUCAAGAGGGAGCAAAACUCAUCCCUUAAAGAAGAUCUUUUAAGCUGUUUCAGUCCUGUCCUGUGGGACCUGAUUCAGAGGGAGGUCAAUUCUUCUGCUUUACGGUUUUUGAUGCAGGAGUACCUACAGAUGCCCAGGGAUAGAAUUCGCAGUGUCGUACUGUCAGCAGAAAAAGAUGCCGUAAAACGAUUCCUUUCCUAUGUUCAUCAGAGUUGGGAUCAGAUUCAAGUGGAAACCAUGCAGGUCUCUCCAGAGGAACAAGAAGCCAUGGAGACCAUGACAGCUGCUUUCAUUCACAAGUUUCCACGUGUCACACCAGAACUCUUUAUUGACCUCUCCCAGUUCAUACCGUACAUGUCUGUCUCUGACAUUAUGACCUUUCCUGCAUCUCUUAUGGUCAAUGAAAGUGUACUGAUGGCCAUUAGUGAUCACAGCUCGGAGAUGAAGUCCCCACAGAAACAGGCCUUUGUAAACCGGCUGUUGCAGUCCAAUGUAGCUGGAGAUGUCCCUUCUUGGCCGCCACCCUUCCUCAGUUCUAUUCUGCCUCUGCUUCCACAUCUCCCAGUCAGUCACUUUCAGCAGCUUACAUGUCAGCAACUCACCCCCUUAAUAGAGAUGUUGGGAAAUAGCAGCCUGGAUGCCACAAGGGGGCACCAUGUUCUACGUACUGUUUUCAACAAGGGAAAGAAUCUUACAAGUGACACUGUAUUAAGGUUAGGAGUUCUCAUAUGUUACCUGAAUUCAGAGGAUCUACGGCAGUUAUUGUCCUCACUAACACUUUCAUCCACCCUGUGGCAGCAGCUUGCACGAUGCGUAUCAGAGGGACACAUUAGUGGGAGUGGCAGACUGUCACACUGGCUUGGAAUGGCUCUAAAAUCUUUAAACAGCAGCGUCUUAUCUGCUUCGGCACUGGCCUCAUUACAUGGGAUUCUGCCACAAAUGGGGACUUCAUUCUUGGAGACACUGUCCUCAGUUGAGUUAUUGAAUAUUGUAACUUUGCCGGGUGUGCCCACUUUCCCACCUGCACAGGCAUUCCAGAUACUAAACAAAAUAGCUGAGGAAACUAACCUUAGUGCCAACACCCUCUGCAGAUUGAAGCCGUUGUUUUCAGGUCUGGGGCCAUCUGUCUUGAAAAACUUAGUUUUAUCCGAGUCUACUGAAACAGCCGAUUGUCACUGUUGGUCUCAACUACUAUCUGACCUUCAGCCUGCUCAUCGGACAAUGGUCCUUUUAGCACUCCAACAGGUUCUGGAACGCAGAUCUGCAAACGUAACACAGCAGUUACAUUGUCUUAUACCUUUUGUCUCCUUGAGGAAAUUAUUGUAUGAUCUAGAUGGAGAGACAGUUCUUCGUCACAUAUCUCUGUUUAAGUAUAUGCCCUGGUCUCAUCAACAGGCUCAAAUGCUGUUCAAAAUGAUUCAUCGGACCGUGAACAUCACAAGAGAAUCAAUACUAGAUUUAGGUCGUAUUGCAGGCGGGAUGAGCUGUGAAUGGCUGAGACUUUGGGUUAAUGACUCAGGCUUCACUGAAUUAUUGCAGUUUAUCACUAAAUUGCCAGGAGGACUCAGACCUCCUUUGAGGAUGUGCGUUGUGAUGGAGCUACGGAAACGGGCAGACAUAGACCUUAACAACUUGGAACCCACAUUUGUUGCAAACCUACCGGUGACCAUGAUGGAGCACCUUUCUAAUUCCUCACUUAUAAGAGUACUGGCUUACCUUCGACAACACUUUAUUGACUUUUUGCAGCUACCGCGACAUAAGCAGGCCGCCUUGGCUGAGAAAGCAAUGGAUGUACUUGGCAUCUCUGAAUAUGGCCUCACUGGGGUCUCCAUGGACAUGCUUGGUCCUCUUCUGCCCUUUCUGGACAGGGAGGUGUUAGCUGACAUUGAUAGAGAGGCUCUCAAACCUCGACUGGAGGAGCUAAAACAAUAUUGCCUGCCCUCUGAUUCCUUCAGACAAAUAUCAGCUUUGCUAACAGAGAGGAGCAUGCUGGGGGACCCGAAAACAUGGACAGUUGGGGACGUUGAGCAUGUGGGUAGACUUGUGUUUACCCUUUCACCUCGGCAGAUAAAAUCACUACCACUGGGUGAUUUACAAAAAGACACAGUUGAGCAGGUCCUGAUGAGCCAGUGGCUUUGGAAAGAAAGCAAAGUGGGUAAAGCAUGCUCUGAUUUGAAAGGACUACCCGACACGAUCAACAGCCUCAUUCACAAGAUUAUCAGAGGUCAAUGGUGGAUGAGAAGAGGACCCAUUCCAAGCUGUGCAGAUAUUAUAGGAACGUUCCCCUCGGCAUGGAGGCCCUAUCAGCUGAACCGAAUGAAGAGGAGGGAGCUUAAGGAGUGUGUUGAAUUCAUGGGUCAGGAUGGCACGCUUGAUGCAGAGCAACGUGAAGCACUUUGGAUGGAACUCAGACCAGUUUAUAAGCCAGUGAGGCUUCUCAAACCAGAACGGGUGUUGGAACUGGGCUGUAUAUUGACUGAAAUGGGUGAAAGAGAGCUACAGGCUGUUGACUUGUCCAAUCUGGCUGUGAUAGCUAAUCUUGGCAGUCUCAACGGAUGGAACGCUAAGAAAAUGAGAGCAGCUGUUCUUGGCAUAAUGAGGCGACUUAAACGGAAACCCGAAGAACUUGGUGUGCUGGAGCUUGUUUCCUUCGGACAUCUGCUUUGUGGCUUGACCUCUUCAGAAAUUUCCCGUCUAGACCCGUUCAACCUAAGUGUGGCUGCUUUGUUUCUGAGGGAGACCGCACUGCCAUGUUCAGGGCAGCAGACCGAUACGCUGACAUCACGCCUAUCCAAUCAUCUGGGCUUCGGUCCAGUCAGUAGCUGGGGCUCUGAGGUCUUUACUGAGAUUGGGACAUUGGCAGCUGGGCUAGACGAUAUGAUAAUGUCUGCACUCGUCAAAGAGCAAAUAGAAGGAUUGACAUCAGCUGCAAUAGCUCUGAUACCUCCAAGAAAAUUGGCUGUGGUAUUCAGUGCAAUGCAGCUGUCUUGGCUGAGCCCUGAACAAGCGUGGGCAGUGACAGAAGACCAGUGGGCAGAACUAGACAGCGAGCAGAGACAAGCGCUUGGCAUGGCACAAUAUGAAGGGGAACUCAUGUUUGGGCACAGAGGCAGGAAUCAGGCUCCAUCACUGCAUUGUGCUGACAGCUUAACAGAGUGUUUAUUGGUUUUUGUCUGUGCAUUGUGGAAUUUGUCAUACAGACUAUAA
Messenger RNA from Triplophysa dalaica, 5964 nucleotides. Its product is annotated as stereocilin. The coding region runs from base 193 to 5964 and encodes 1923 amino acids. Gene Ontology annotation, cellular component: cell surface; kinocilium; stereocilium tip. The transcript has 30 exons. Lineage: Eukaryota; Metazoa; Chordata; Actinopteri; Cypriniformes; Nemacheilidae. The record is from RefSeq and is a predicted model, not a curated record. Gene Ontology annotation, biological process: cell-matrix adhesion.